AUGUCGUCCAUCCUCCGCCCCGCUGCUCGCGCUCUCGGCCGCCGUGGUCUGGCCACCCCCGCGGCUCACCCCUCGCUCAUGACCCCCGUCCUGCCCGCUAAGAUUCCUGCGGCUCUCUUCCUCAAGUCGGGUCAGGUCUACGAGGGCCAGAACUUUGGCUCCACCAACUCCAAGUGGGGUGAGACGGUCUUCUCCACCUCGAUCACGUCGUACACCGACUCCAUGACCGACCCUUCGUACCGUGGACAGUUCCUCGUCUUCACCUCUCCCAUGAUCGGAAACUACGGUGUCCCUUCGAACGCCCCUCGCCCUGAGACUCCCGGCAUCCCCUUCCUUGAGUCGGACGCCGUCCAGUGCGCUGGUGUCAUCGUCUCGGACGUCGCCCUCAAGUACUCGCACUACCAGGCCGUCGAGUCGCUCCACGAGUGGUGCGCUCGUUACGACGUCCCCGGUCUCACUGGUGUUGACACUCGUGCCAUCACUACCCUCCUCCGUGACCAGGGUACCACUCUCGGCCGCAUGGCUGUCGGUGCCGAGGAGAUUGCCAAGGGUGCCCCCGCCGCUGCCGACUACUGGGACCCCUCCAAGGACAACCUGAUCGCCCAGAUCUCGACCAAGCAGCCCUACACUCUCAACCCCAACGGCACUGGUCCCCGCAUCGCUGUCCUUGACUUUGGAUCCAAGGCCAACAUUCUCCGCUCGCUCGUCAAGCGUGGCGCCGUUGUCGACGUCCUUCCCUGGGACUUUGACUUCAACGCUGUCCGUGACAACUACGACGGACUCUUCCUCUCCAACGGCCCCGGUGACCCCAAGUCGAUCAUGCCCACCGUCGAGCGUGUCCGCAAGACCAUCAACGAGUGGAACAAGCCCAUCUUCGGUAUCUGCAUGGGUCACCAGAUCCUCGGUCUCGCCGCCGGCAUGGAGGCCUACCGCAUGACCUUCGGCAACCGUGGCCACAACCAGCCCGUCCUCGCGCUCGCCUCGUCGGGCUCGAUCAAGGCCGGCCGUGUCUACGUCACCUCGCAGAACCACCAGUACGCGCUCAAGCUGACCGAGGACUUCCCCGAGGGCUGGGCUCCGUUCUUCAUCAACUGCAACGACUCCUCGGUCGAGGGCAUCAUCACCACCCCCGAGAGCGGCAAGCGCAUCUGGGGCUGCCAGUUCCACCCCGAGUCGGCCGGCGGUCCCCUCGACACGAUCGAGUUCUUCCAGGACUUCCUCGACGCGUGCGCCAACCCCAACUCCAAGAUUGACGACGUCAAGGAGGACCGCUCCGUCGGCGAGCUCCGCCGCAAGGACCUCGCGGCCGCCAACCAGCCCACCGUCCAGUUCUAA
Trichosporon asahii var. asahii CBS 2479 is the source of this 1335-nucleotide messenger RNA. RefSeq names its product carbamoyl-phosphate synthase (glutamine-hydrolyzing). Bases 1 to 1335 code for a protein of 444 amino acids. Gene Ontology annotation, molecular function: carbamoyl-phosphate synthase (glutamine-hydrolyzing) activity. Lineage: Eukaryota; Fungi; Basidiomycota; Tremellomycetes; Trichosporonales; Trichosporonaceae. Gene Ontology annotation, cellular component: cytoplasm; carbamoyl-phosphate synthase complex. The record is from RefSeq and is a predicted model, not a curated record. The transcript has a single exon. Gene Ontology annotation, biological process: 'de novo' pyrimidine nucleobase biosynthetic process; L-glutamine metabolic process; L-arginine biosynthetic process.